AUGGCCGGCACUCAGGGGGGAAGUUUCCCUAUUCUCUCCUAUCAACCUCUACGCAUCUUCUAUCAGAUCUUCGGCGCCCUCUUCAUUCUCUUCCCCUGCUUGCCGAUAUGGGCCAUCAAGGCGCUGAUUCCCUCCUGCCGUCCUCACCCGAAAUGGGGCUUCAAACAGGCCCUCAUGGCGCGCUUGACGCGAAGCAUCGUUAAUCUCUACUCGAACGUAGGCAUCACCGAGACUCAUACCCUCAAGCCAGGAAAGGAGGGCGACCGCUUCCAGACCGCCGACCCCUUCCCUUCAGAUCUCUACCUCGGUCCUCUGGCCUCGAACUCUGAUGUGAAGCCCACCACCGUGGGGGGCACUUGGUUCCCGGCCAAGCCGGACGUCGAGAAGGGCUUCGAAGGCAACGUGGUUCUGCAAAUUCACGGCGGUGCCUUUGUGCUGGGUGACGGCCGCACGGGAUAUUGCGGCUUCAUGGCAAACACGCUCAUCGAAAAGGCCGGCGCCGGUGCUGUCUUUGCGCCUCAAUACCGGUUGUCAGGCUACGGCAGCGGUUCCGAGGCCGCCGCGAACCCGUUUCCCGCUGCGUUGCAAGACGUCCUGACCAGUUACCUCCACCUGACUCGGACCCUCAAUAUCCCGCCCAACCGUAUCGUGCUUUGCGGCGACAGUGCGGGCGGCAACCUUGUGAUCGCCCUGCUGCGAUACCUCGAUACCUACGGACCGGACCUCGGAAUUGCCAUCCCUAGCUGCGCGGUGCUCAUCGCCCCCUGGGUCAACCCCUUGGCCAGCUUGGGUCCGGAUUCGGUGUACAAGCAGCAUGAGCACUGGAGCACCGACUACCUUCCCGUCUCGUUCUUGCGCUGGGGCGCAAAAGUGUACUCGGCCGGCGUUUCUGAUGAGGACAUGCCGUAUGUGACGCCUCUUGGCAACGCCUGGGGAACCAAGGUGCCUAUGUUCGUGUCGAUGGGUGAAGCUGAGAUCCUUGAGACGGACGGUACUGCGUGGUGCCGGCAGAUGCAGGAGGCCGAGAGCAGCGUCACAGUAUCGUAUGAGGAGAAUGCUGUUCACGAUACGCUGCUGAUGGGCGCCAUUAUUGGCUGGACCGAGAGCGCACAAGCUGUGGCUACGAGAAUCGGAGAGUUCUUGAGAGGGGUGCAGACCGAGGAGGCGCCUAAGGGUGCGGACGAAGCUUGCAGUCAAAAGACUGGCUCACUCUGUAGUAAUACGUAG
This is a messenger RNA of Colletotrichum tamarilloi, 1227 nucleotides long. Its product is annotated as alpha/beta hydrolase fold-3 domain-containing protein. The transcript has a single exon. Bases 1 to 1227 code for a protein of 408 amino acids. Lineage: Eukaryota; Fungi; Ascomycota; Sordariomycetes; Glomerellales; Glomerellaceae. The record is from RefSeq and is a predicted model, not a curated record. Gene Ontology annotation, molecular function: lipase activity.